Molecule: messenger RNA, 1082 nt
Organism: Pieris brassicae (large cabbage white)
Lineage: Eukaryota; Metazoa; Arthropoda; Insecta; Lepidoptera; Pieridae
Product: juvenile hormone acid O-methyltransferase-like
Exons: 6
Coding region: 179-1018 (279 amino acids)
Source: RefSeq, a predicted model, not a curated record
CGGUACGUGCGCACUGACUGUGUUUAAAUAUUAAGUUAUAAUGUCGGAUGACGGUUAAUGUGAAUUCGCCUUUAUUCUGACGAUAACAUCUAACCCUUACUACCUGACCGCUGCGCAGACGCUAUCAGACAUUAGCCGAACAGCUUGCGUGCUAUUCGGACUAACGAACGAACGAACAAUGCUUAACGUCAAAUUGUAUAAUAAAUCAAAUGGUCUACAGAAGACCAAUGCAGUGAAGUAUCUAGAAGAAUAUAAGAAUAUAAUCAAUUGGAAAAUGGACUCAACGAUCCUAGAUAUUGGUUGUGGCGAUGGAGGUUUGACAUCAAAAAUUUUCAAAGAAAUAAUUCCAAAUUGCAAGACUAUGAUAGGCUGUGACAUAAGCGAAGAUAUGAUACGAUUCGCAAAUGAACACUAUGCUUCGGAACGUAUCAAUUUCACAACCCUUAACAUAGAGGGAGAGCUGCCGGAUCAGCUAAGGGAACGUUUCCACCAUGUCAUUUCCUUUUUUGCUUUAAACUGGUGUCAUCGACAAGAAACUGCGUUCCAGAACAUAUACGACAUACUUAGGGACCAAGGAAGUUGUUUCGCGAUUAUCGCGGAAAGAGUAUCAUUAUUCGACGCAUACAGAAACCUUGCUAAAGUCGAAAAAUGGAAGCCAUGGCUUAUUGACGUUGAAAGAUAUAUAUCUCCAUACCAUGACAGUCAGGAUUCCCGUAAAGAAAUGGAACAUUUAUUAGGCAAAGUUGGAUUUACUGUAACAAAAUUAGAACACAAGAUACUAGUUCACGACUUCGAAAAUCAAGAGAAUUUAAAAGAACUGCGUUCCAAAACAUAUCCGAUAUCCUUAAUAACCAAGGAAGUUGUUUCGCGAUUGUCGGAGGAAAAGAAUCAUUAUUCGAUGCAUACAGGACCCUUGCUAAAGCCGAAAAAUGGAAGCCAUGGCUUAUUGACGUUGAAAGAUACAUAUCUCCAUACCAUGAUAGCCAGGAUUCCCUUAAAGAAAUGCAACAACUAUUAGGCAAAAUUGGAUUCACUGUGAAAAAAUUAGAAGACAAAAUAAUAGUUCACAACUACGAAAAUCA